UAGAGAGAUAUAGAAAAGAGUGGAAGAGAGAGAGAGAGAGAGAGAGAUGGAAUGAGAAGAAGUUAAGGGAAAUCAACACAGAGCUGAUUUAAUUAGGACACAUCAGAGACUCGUGGUCCUGUUUGUCCCCGUGCCAGUGACUCUACAGAUGAUCUUACAGGAGCACAGCUGACCACAUUACCCACCUCCCCUCCCUCUUCCUCUCACCUUGCUUCCUCUUCCUCCCUACGACCAUGGAGGAGGUCACCAAGGUCAUGCCACCUGUCCUGGAGCGUCGGGCUCGCCAGCGACAGCCCACAGUUUCAGUCCUCAAAUCCAAGCUGAAGCAGGGUGUGACCUGCUCGUUGCCAAGAGUCCGAUCCACCCUGACCGGAUUCUUCCCUGUUGUGCGUUGGCUGCCUAAAUACAAGCUCCGCGAGUACGUUUGGGGCGAUGUGAUGUCCGGGGUGAUCAUUGGUAUCAUCUUGGUGCCGCAGGCCAUCGCCUACUGCCUGCUGGCAGGAGUGGAGCCCAUCUAUGGAUUAUACACCUCUUUUUACGCCAACAUCAUCUACUUCCUCAUGGGGACGUCCAGACAUGUCUCUGUGGGGAUCUUCAGCCUCAUGAGCCUCAUGGUUGGACAGGUGGUGUAUAAGGAGAUGUUCCUGGCGGGUUUUGACCUCAACGAGGACUCCAAAGCGUCUGGCCCUGAUGUGUUUAAUGCCACACUGGGCACUAACCUCACUGCUGGUAAACUUCACAGUGUUGAGCUAAUGGGUCUGCAGUGUGGGAAGGAGUGUUACUCCAUCAGCAUCGCCACUGCCCUCACCUUCCUGGUCGGCGUCUAUCAGCUCGCGAUGGCCGUGUUUCGGCUCGGCUUCGUCUCUGUAUACCUUUCGGCUCCAAUGCUUGAUGGUUUUGCCACGGGAGCCUCUUUCACCAUCCUCACCGUGCAGGCUAAAUACCUGUUGGGUCUCAAGAUCCCCCGUCACCAGGGCUACGGCACAGUCGUCGUCACCUGGUUCAACAUCUUCGCCAACAUUCAAAGUGCCAACAUGUGUGACCUCAUCACGAGCAUCAUCUGCAUCUCUGUAUUAGUGGCAGGUAAAGAGAUCCAGGAGCGCUUCAAGGAUCGUCUUAAGAUCCCUCUGCCUACUGAGCUGUUAGUCGUGGCAGGAGCUACACUGGCCAGCCAUUUUGGGGAGCUGAACAGCAAAUAUGGCACCAGUGUAUCCGGUUACAUCCCCACAGGGUUCAUUUCUCCCCAGGUGCCCAGCUUUAGUCUGAUGCCACGGUUGAUACUGGAUGCCAUUCCCUUGGCCGUCAUCAGUUUUGCCUUCACGGUGUCGCUGUCCGAGAUGUUUGCAAAGAAGAAUGGCUACACGGUUCGUCCCAACCAGGAGAUGCUGGCCAUCAGCUUUUGUAAUAUCAUCCCCUCCUUCUUCCACUGUUUCACCACCAGUGCAGCAUUGGCUAAAACCAUGGUGAAGGACUCAACAGGCUGCCAGACACAGAUCUCCAGUCUGAUCAGCGCCAUGGUUGUCCUUCUCGUCCUGCUCUUCUUUGCGCCUUUCUUCUACGCCCUCCAGAAGUGUGUUCUUGCCUGUAUCAUCAUCGUGAGCCUUCGUGGGGCACUGAGGAAGUUCAAGGAUGUCCCGGCUAAGUGGCGCGCCAGCCGGAACGACGGCAUCGUGUGGCUGGUCACCAUGUCGGCCACGGCUCUCAUUAGUGUGGAGGUUGGCCUCCUGGUCGGAAUAUGUUUUUCCAUGAUCUGCGUCAUCUUUAUGACCCAGCACCCGAAGGUCUCUCUCCUGGGCCGAGCCAAUGACACUGAUCUGUACGAGGACUUGGACGAGUACAAGAACCUGACGGCGCCACCUCGGGUUCAGGUAUUCCGUUUCCAGGCUCCGCUGUAUUACGCAAACAAGGAAGCAUUCCUCAAAUCCCUCUACAAAGCUGUCGGCGUUGAGCCUUUCCUGGAGCUGACGAAGAGGAGAAAGGCAGAGAAGAAGGCUAAGGGGAUGUCCUCAAAGCUGGGCAAGGCAAAUGGGGAUACAAGCAACUCACAGGUUGUUGUAGGACUUGUACAAAGAGAACUGGCUUUCCACACAAUCGUCUUAGACUGCUCUGCCAUACCCUUCAUGGACACAACAGGCAUUGACACAUUUAUAGGGCUGGUCAAUGAAUACAGAGAGAUAAGUGUGAGUGUGCUUCUCGCAAACUGUAACACCUUAGUCAUUGAUACCUUGCAGAAAGGACAAUUCUUUGGGAAAAAUGCCAAAGACAUGAGCAGCUUACUGUUUCAUACCGUUCACGCGGCAGUUCUUCAUGCAAACAGUACAUUCGCAGCAGCAGAAAGACGGUCAGAAGACUCUGUGGUUUAGAGCAGCUGGAAGAAGAAGGAAUGUAGGCACGCUAUCAUGAUUUGAGGUAUGCUCAUGUCAUGCCAUCUAUGACAAUACUGCAUUCUGCAAGUUAGCUUUGAGGUUGCUAUUUAGGAAGCUCUGUUCCAGAAAACAUGGGGUACCCAAGAGGAUUCAAUAAGAAAGAGUAUCAAGUAAUUGGUUUGAGCCUGUUCAAUACCUGAAUAUUUGUUUCUGACAUCAUACAACUGUUUUCUCCAAAUACACUGGAAUUUUAAUAGCAGUUCUAGCAACAACAACUAAAACAAAUCUAUUUCUUAGUCUGUAAAUGCUCCCUCUUAACUGUCAUCUACGGAUGCCUUACAAAAAAUAUGAAAAUACAGCAUGUGGUUCAGCAAACCUCUGCAAUCCAAGCUUUCAGUCACCGAGCAGAUUUUUUUAUGUCAUUUUUUCAAUAAAGGAGACCCAGAUGGAAAUAUCACAAAAUAACUGGCCACCAGCAGGUAAUGGUAGUCAAACUCCCUGGUUAGUUCCUAUUAAAUGAUGAUUAAUAUCUAAAUCACAUAACACAUUUAUGUCCCUCUAUUGAAAGCAACGUUGACUGCAACGGAAGCUGUUUAAACUUUUCAUUUCGCUUGAAGCAUUUGGCCAAAGUCCAUAAUGACUCUAAUCCUGGAGUCCAGAGUUCACACAUGAAGAUUCAGGCACUAUAAGCCAUAUUCCCCGAUCUCCCAGCUGUGAGAUUGGAGCUCGAAACAUUCCUGAAGGCCAGUUAAACUCUUCCUGACUGAAAGGAGAAGCACUGUGACAAGCCUGGCCUUGUAAAGCUUCAGAGCUCGGCUCAUUGCAGCACGCUUGUACUCUUGCCCUGUUCCCUGGUGAGUUAUCAUUUGGUGCUUCUGAAAUGCAUGUCUGAAGUGAUGCCACGUGUUUCGCCACUACUGGUUUGUUCAAUCAAGUGUUUUGUAACUGACUAAAUUAGAGCAGACUUAGUCUCUUUGUUAUUAAAUCACUGUUUUCCAUUUUUUUCUUUUAUUCGUUUAGCUGCCAAGUGCAUAACAUUGAAAAGUACCCCCGAUUUAUGUAAUACUUCAAAAAGGAUGUAUUUUUUACUUGUACUACUUUAUCAUAAAGUUUUGAUGAACUGCCAUUGUAUUAAAAUAGACAUUUAUAUUUAGAAACUUAACAUUUUAUAUUUGAUCAACAAAUGUAAAACAUUUAAUUAAGAGCGUUACCGUCUGCUCGAGUUUCAUUAUUGACAGUGUUGACAUUCAACACAAACAGUACAAAACUGCCUUAUUGUUCAAUACUUGAAUCAAACUGAUAUGAUUUUAGUGAAGAGCUUGUA
Messenger RNA from Cyclopterus lumpus (lumpfish), 3690 nucleotides. It is a transcript of the gene slc26a1, whose product is annotated as solute carrier family 26 member 1. Gene Ontology annotation, cellular component: membrane. NCBI's taxonomy places the organism in Eukaryota, Metazoa, Chordata, Actinopteri, Perciformes, Cyclopteridae. Gene Ontology annotation, biological process: transmembrane transport. Bases 234 to 2363 code for a protein of 709 amino acids. The transcript has 8 exons. Gene Ontology annotation, molecular function: bicarbonate transmembrane transporter activity; secondary active sulfate transmembrane transporter activity; oxalate transmembrane transporter activity. The record is from RefSeq and is a predicted model, not a curated record.